Molecule: messenger RNA, 1343 nt
Organism: Nothoprocta perdicaria
Lineage: Eukaryota; Metazoa; Chordata; Aves; Tinamiformes; Tinamidae
Gene: RBM41
Product: RNA binding motif protein 41
Exons: 7
Coding region: 5-1198 (397 amino acids)
Biological process (GO): mRNA splicing, via spliceosome
Cellular component (GO): U12-type spliceosomal complex
Molecular function (GO): U12 snRNA binding; pre-mRNA intronic binding
Source: RefSeq, a predicted model, not a curated record
GGCCAUGCGGAGGGUGAACAGCAGCCUGUGCAGCGAUGAGCUCCUCUUGGAGGACUUGGAGACGGAGGGAGAGCGGCAGCUGAAGAGCCUCCUUCAGCACCAGCUGGACACCAGGGUCUCCAUUGAGCAGUGCAAGUCGAAGCGCAGAUGCUUCGCCCCUGCAGCUUUCUACAAGCCCUUCGGGGAGGAGGCCGCRGGGGCCUUGAGCUUGUCGCAGUUCCAGGCGCUGCAGGAGAGCGACAGGGAAACUGCCUCUCUCCGGGAACUGGGGCUCUCGGAUGCAGAGAUCCUGCUCUGGAAGAACCAGGCUUCCACAGAGAAGGGCGCGGGGCUCGGCGCGGCGCCCGACGCCACGCGCCAGCGCCUCGGCGCCAUCCGCGAGAAGCUGGCCGAGCGGCAGCGCAUCCUCGCGCUGCCGCAGCGCUUCGCCGGCAGCAAGCAGCUGAGCCGCCGCGAGAUGGAGAUCGAGAACGCGCUCUUCCAGGGCACCGACCGGCACGCCUUCCUGCGCGCUCUCUACCACCAAGAUGACACUCCGAAGAGUACAGCAAACGAAAAGGACCCCAUGGAUCACCUGGAGAGUGUGUACCAGGAGCUGCUGCACAAAGAGCUGCCUGAGGAGCCGCAGCCUGCGACGUGUGAUCCGUGCGUGCCCCUGUGCGAGCCCCCGAAGGAGGCCACGGAGGAGACGGCGCUUCCCGAGCAGGGGGAGCAGGAACCAGGUGCCAGCCUUCCUGCAGCAAAGCCUCCCCAGGCCCCACCGAGGCCCGUGACUAUAAAAGAGCCGGUGGAGUUUGUUUYGGAAGAGGAGAUCCGUAAGAACAGGCUCUCGGAGGAGGAGAUCCGGCGUAUUCCCAGGUUUGCCUCCUACCAUCCCGGGGAGCCCAGCAAGGUGCUGUAUUUGAAGAACCUGGGCCCUCGGGUGACGAUGAAGGAGCUCGUGUCGUUGUUCGCUCGCUUCCAGACGGAGAGCAGCCCGCCAGUGCAGUUCCGCCUGCUGAGCGGCCGCAUGAGGGGCCAGGCUUUCAUCACGCUCCCUGACGUGCAGGCGGCACAGCAGGCAAUGCAGCUUCUGAACGGGUACAACCUGCAGGGGAAGCCGCUGGUCAUUGAGUUUGGGAAGAGCAAGGGGCAUCCGUCUGAGACGGGCUCUGCCAACACCUCCUGCGGUGCCGGAGAGAACCCCGCUGGCAAGUAAGGCAUGGAGAGCGGGGACCCUGCGGAUUUGCACAGGCCACGGCAUCUCCGUGGUCAGAAGAGGGGCGCUACGGGGCUGCUGGAGGCUGCCGUCCAGCUUUGAGUGUCCACGUGGGCAAGGCGGCGAGCGGAGGCCGAGGCCCCGA